UGAUCUGUAGAGUAGAAAAAGACAAAAAUUCUGCAAAGUUCGGAUUGACCAAUCACCGAGUCUUCCGCCAGGCAACUUCGAAUUUCCAAAAUAAAUCUUUGUCCAUUUGUUAGAAAUUUCUUUCUGGUUCUCACGCGAUUGGCCCAUGACAUUUCAACGAUGUUCCAGUAGAAAGUGGAGCCCAACAUUUCUCUUUCUCCCUCUGCAGUUUUGAAUCGUCUCUUUGCCAGAGGAGAUCGAGCAUUUGUCUUGUGGAACCUGAGAGUUUCUGUUUAAUCGAGCAGAAGGCAAAGAGAUUGGAAGAGAAUGCCGAAUUGGGAGUUGAGGAACUGCUGUCAACGUGAUCAGGUUGCGUUCUUAGUUAUGAUUGGGGUGUUCACCGUCGUCAUCCUCGCGCUAUGGAGGACAUUUAUAAUCACUCCUUUCAAGCUCAUUACUGUUUUCCUGCACGAAGCAAGCCAUGCAAUAGCUUGCAAGCUUACCUGUGGUGAUGUGGAAGGAAUCCAGGUUCAUGCAAAUGAGGGAGGGGUCACUCAAACACGUGGUGGUGCAUAUUGGUUGAUUUUGCCUGCAGGAUAUCUUGGAUCAUCAUUUUGGGGAAUGGCUAUGAUUCUCGCAUCAACUAAUCUUCUCACUGCAAGAAUUGCAGCUGGCUGUUUGGGUUUGGCUCUUCUAAUUGUACUCUUCAUUGCAAAAAAUUGGACGCUUAGAGGACUCUGUGUUGGAUUUAUUAUUUUCCUUGCGGUUAUUUGGGUCCUGCAGGAAACAACUACAGUUCGCAUACUUCGUUAUGUCAUUCUUUUCAUUGGUGUGAUGAACAGUUUGUUCUCGGUUUACGAUAUAUAUGAUGACUUGAUUUCACGAAGAGUCAACUCGAGCGAUGCUGAGAAGUUCGCAGAACUGUGUCCAUGCCCUUGUAAUGGAAUUGGAUGGGGCGUCAUUUGGGGAAUGAUAUCAUUUAUCUUCUUAUGUGCAUCUAUCUAUCUCGGUCUCGUCAUCCUAUCUUAAGGUUCAAAAUGUGUAUUGAUUCGUGGUUGAAAAUUUAGAUUGCUCACGCGUUCUUAUUGGCUGGCUUGGCGUAUGAGCAAGAAUUUACACUUCUCCCUUUUGCGUACUUUGGAGAAGGCCCUUUUGUUCUAACCAUGCUGACUUCCGGCCUUGAUUUUUACAUAUUUUCUGUACAAAAUUGAACUAUCAUAUUCUUUAUUCCAUUUGAGAUAUAUAUAUUCAAAAUUUUAAUUACUGCAUGCA
Molecule: messenger RNA, 1251 nt
Organism: Momordica charantia (bitter melon)
Lineage: Eukaryota; Viridiplantae; Streptophyta; Magnoliopsida; Cucurbitales; Cucurbitaceae
Product: peptidase M50B-like protein
Source: RefSeq, a predicted model, not a curated record